Molecule: messenger RNA, 1446 nt
Organism: Parastagonospora nodorum SN15
Lineage: Eukaryota; Fungi; Ascomycota; Dothideomycetes; Pleosporales; Phaeosphaeriaceae
Exons: 3
Coding region: 1-1446 (481 amino acids)
Source: RefSeq, a predicted model, not a curated record
AUGGCAACCUAUCUGUUUCCAGCGGGAAAGCAUGCAAAAAUCUCUUCCAGUGUACUUCACAAACCGUCUGCUAUUCCCAGGCACUUGUUCAAUAUUGUUCGUGGAGGCAACGACGCCAUCGAUGCGUUGCAGCUAUUCCUGAAACUCCUUCGUGAGAACGAAUUCGACGUAAACUCCCCUGGAUAUAUGGCAUUUGAUGCCCAUGUGGGUGACACGUCUUGUCAACUUCGAGCAUGUAUGCUGCUCGAAAUCUUCAACAGAUACCGUCAGCAUGUCUCGUCUACCACCGAAGUUCGCUUCAUCGAGCAAACUAUCGAUCAUCUGAAGAAGGUUGUAGACAACGCUCACACCUUUUGCAAAGAGGUCUGCAACAUGGGAGUGUCAAAGAAAGGUCCAGCAGCGCUGGGAAUGUCUAAGCAAGGCAUGAGCAUCGAUGAGAUUCUACGAAAAAUUGGAUGGACUGAGCCAAAAAAACCAGAACGCACCCAGGAGAUUUCAAAUACUGCUCUGGUUGUAUCUGUCGCCAGCAGUGUUGCUAGCCCAUCCGUCAGCCAGGCUAGUGCGAGCAGGAUCAGUGUCGGCAGCACAAACACAAGUGCUUCCGAUACAGCUUCUAUAUCGCAGAUCGACCCGAUCGACCUGCAGGAAGAACGAGCAAAUUUUCCGUCGGUGGUGUAUGCCGAGGCUACUUCGGAUUACUGGGAGCCCUGGGACUGGCACCAAGUCGUGCACUUUCUAGUCUACUCGUACGUCUUGUCCAAGUACAAGCACUUCACCGUCCGGGCUCAAGUCUUUGCAAAGCUACCUCUCAGACUGCAGUUGCGCCUGGCUGAGCUCUACAUCCCGAAUAUUCUCACCCGAUCGACAGUUGAUGGCCAGGUAUACGUCAAGCACCGCCAGAAUAUGGAGUCUGUCAUUCGCGAGAACAUAUCUUGGGAUCUGACCCAUGUCACUGGUGCCGAGCUGGACGAUCUUCGCCAAUCAAGCCGCCCACACAUUGUCAUAAGUGGCAACAGCAUCGAUGGAGAGACGGCGGAGUACAUGGCGCGGCUUCCCACCACCAGACUCCACGACGACGACACCUGCGAGGACAACGCACAGCACUGCAAAGACCUUCUCGCAAGCGACCAGGACCGCAACGUCCUUGCGAUAUUCGCAGACCACCGCCAUUACGGUUUCGCGCUAUCAGGCGAAGAAGAAAAGCAAGGUGAAGACGCUGUAGUUCAUAGUAUUAUGGAUGAAGCAGCGCCUGGACUCUCGCAACAAUUACAAGCGUCGAAGGCAGAAGCAAGGGAGCUUGGGACAGGUCCUUCCUUGAAGCUCUUCAUGUGGCAGCAUGUUGUACUUGAAUCCCCCGGAAGGUUUCUGCAGCUUCUGGACAAGCAUGAUAGACCUAUUGUGGUUGGAGCACCGGUUCUAAAGCAGGAGCUUAUUGGGUUUAGAUAG